AUGGCCGAAGGACUAGCUCCUGAGGAGCGCCUUGCUCUCAUCAAGGAGAAUCUGCAAGAAGUUCUCAAGCCUGAGAUCAUAGACAACAUCAUACUCACAGAACAACGCCCACUCAAGAUUUACUGGGGAACUGCUACCACCGGUCGACCACAUUGCGGCUAUUUCAUAUGUAUAGUAAAAAUUGCACAUUUCCUGAAAGCCGGCUGCAAUGUCAAGCUCCUCCUUGCGGACAUACAUGGUUUUCUUGACAACCUGAAAGCUCCCUUUGAGCUUGUUCAAUUUCGUGCGGAAUACUACAGGCGAUUGAUAGUAUCAAUGCUCAAGUCAGCCAAGGUACCAAUAGAAAAGCUUGAAUUUGUCACUGGUAGUGAUUAUCAGCUAUCGUCGAAAUAUUCCAUGGACCUUCUUCGUAUGAGCGCUGUCUGUACGGAACACGACUCGAAGAAGGCUGGGGCAGAAGUUGUAAAGCAGGUGGAUAAUCCCUUGUUGUCAGGCCUCAUCUAUCCACUCAUGCAAGCAUUGGAUGAAGAAUAUCUGGGUGUGGACGUGCAAUUCGGUGGUGUGGACCAGCGCAAGAUCUUCACGUUGGCUGCGGAGCAGCUUCCGAAACUUGGGUACAAGGAAAGAGCACAUCUGUUGAAUCCCAUGGUCCCAGGUCUGGCUGGUGGCAAGAUGUCAAGUUCAGAGCCCGACAGCAAAAUUGACGUCUUAGAUUCUCCAGAUGUGGUAAGAAGGAAGUUGAAAAAAGCACAUGCCGCGCCAAAAGAAGUAGAGGGCAACGGUGUCAUAAGUUUCGUCGAACAUGUUGUACUCCCGGUCAGCCGACUCCAGGGAGAUGGGCAGGGGAAGUUUGUUGUCGAGAGGAAGGAUCAAGAGCCCCUAAUCUAUAGUAACAUCGCAAAAGUAAAAGAAGAUUACCUUGCUGACAUCUUGACACCACAAACCCUCAAACCCGCGGUGGCAAACGCUUUGCUUGACCUACUGGCACCAAUACAAGAGGAGUUUAAAUCGUCACAAGAGUGGCAAAGUAUCGAGCAGAAGGCCUAUCCGCCUCCAGAAGUCAAAAAGAAGGAAAAGAAAGCCAAAAAGCUUGGCACAAGGUUCCCCGGCGGUGCAAGAGGAAUCGAAGCCAAGGCAGAUGGACACGUCGAAGGUAAAGGUAAAACUGAAGUAGACCUAACAACGAGUUCUGCGCAGGCGAUGCAGAAACUAGCGAUCAGAUCUGACGAAGCUACACCGAGCACAUGA
This is a messenger RNA of Bacidia gigantensis, 1248 nucleotides long. RefSeq lists its product as uncharacterized. Bases 1 to 1248 code for a protein of 415 amino acids. NCBI's taxonomy places the organism in Eukaryota, Fungi, Ascomycota, Lecanoromycetes, Lecanorales, Ramalinaceae. The transcript is spliced from 2 exons. Gene Ontology annotation, molecular function: tyrosine-tRNA ligase activity; ATP binding. Gene Ontology annotation, biological process: tyrosyl-tRNA aminoacylation. The record is from RefSeq and is a predicted model, not a curated record.